Messenger RNA from Tetrahymena thermophila SB210, 897 nucleotides. RefSeq names its product transmembrane protein, putative. The record is from RefSeq and is a predicted model, not a curated record. NCBI's taxonomy places the organism in Eukaryota, Ciliophora, Oligohymenophorea, Hymenostomatida, Tetrahymenidae. The transcript has 3 exons.
AUGUAAUAGACAUUAAAAAUUUUAGUUUAAUAAAACAUGAUAUAAUAUCGGAUUGUAAGAAACUUUUUGUUUCAAAUUCAUUUUAAACUAUAUUUUACAUCGAUAGCUCUAACAAGCUUUAUAUUUUUGAUUAGGCGCUUAUAUAAUUCAAGUAGAUAGUAAUUUAAGGAUAUUAAAACUAUUAAAGUAUUUAGCAUAUAAAUAGUAAUAUAGUUACUAUUUUAUUAUCUCAAGAAACUGUUAGUUUUGUUUUUUACGAUAUAGAGAAAUAGUCUCUCAUUUCUAUUCCAAAUUAUGAAUAAAAAUAAACAUUUUUAAUACAAAAAUAAAGUUUAAUUAAUUCAAUUUUAAAUAAAUUAGGAUACGAUUUAUCAAGUCUUAUUCACUAAUUUUCAGGUAAUAUAGUAAACUUAAAAUACAAUGAUUAUUUUUUCAUUUUAGAAUUAUCCUGUUUAGGAAAUUUAAACUUACUAAAUCCAAAGCGCUGUAUCUUUUAAUUUAGAAUAAAUUUUCUAUUUGAAUGGUUACUCAGAUCCGUUUGUAUUAAUAAAUCUAUCAGAUUACUUCUCGUAUCUUUAUAAAUUAAGUAGUUCUCUACCAAUCAUUUUUGACCCUUCUGAUCUAAAUAUGGUUAAAGUAUUUGCUAAAUUUAUUAAGCCAUGCAUUAAUGUAAGCACAUAAGUAGAUUCUUAUCAUCUCUAUUUUAUUUGUCCAUUAAAUACAUAAAUAUAUGAUAUAACAUCGAUGUAAUACAUUAAUAAUAUAAAGUAUUUAGCAUCUGAAAAGAGUUAUAUGAAAAGUAUUUAAUAUGUUGACAAAAAUAUCUUUUUAGUAUUAGCAAAUAAUAAAAUUGAUCGUUUAUGGUAAAAAAAUAUCAUAUUAAUAAACAGAAAUUGA